Molecule: messenger RNA, 829 nt
Organism: Solanum verrucosum
Lineage: Eukaryota; Viridiplantae; Streptophyta; Magnoliopsida; Solanales; Solanaceae
Product: non-specific lipid transfer protein GPI-anchored 20-like
Exons: 4
Coding region: 50-679 (209 amino acids)
Source: RefSeq, a predicted model, not a curated record
ACUAGCAUAUCAUAAAAACAAUUUCUCAAAAAACUUCCUAUUAGUUACUAUGGCUUUUCAUUACUCUAUUUCUUUCCUUUCUUGCAUUAUUGUUUUAGCAAUUUUGCCUAUUAAUGCCCAAAUUGUGACAUCUCCAUGUACAGCAACAAUGCUGACAAGUUUCACUCCUUGCUUGAAUUUCUUGUCCAACGGCAACGGAACGGCUACACCAUCUCCUGGCUGCUGCAAUGCACUGAGAACAAUGAUGGGCAAUGGCUCUGCUUGUCUCUGUGUUAUUGCAAGUGGUGGCAUUCCCUUUCAGAUUCCUAUUAAUCCUAACACAACCAUGUCUCUUCCUCGAGCUUGUAACAUGGCUCGGGUUCCCCUCCAAUGCCAAGCCUCCACUCCACCUGCAGCAGCUCCAGGUCCUGUUGGAACAGAGGCUCCAAGUGCUUCACCAACAUCAGCUCCUACUCCUUCUCCUAGUCCUAAAGGUACAACAGCUUUCAACCCAAUGUCACCAGCUUUGGCACCACAAGCUGAUGUAAUUCCUACUGUAACUCCACCAUCUCCAUCCGCGACGAAUUCCGGCCGCCGUCAAAACCCUAAUACUCCAUCAGCUGCCCCUUCUGUUGGCUAUGGUUUUUCACCAUUGGCCUUCAUUGCUGCAUUUGGUGCAAUUGCUUUUAUGUUGUAUUAGUUUGAAGUUAGACAGUACUAAAGUUAGAAAAUUUGUGUGAGAUUUGUACUAUUUUGUUAUACAACUAUUCUUUGAUGUAAUACAGAAUCUUGAAUUUUUUUAAUGUAUUUCUUGUUGUAUUAAUACUAAGGACUCUUUGAAUUUUUUAAA